Molecule: messenger RNA, 1112 nt
Organism: Castor canadensis (American beaver)
Lineage: Eukaryota; Metazoa; Chordata; Mammalia; Rodentia; Castoridae
Source: RefSeq, a predicted model, not a curated record
GACCCUGUCUCAAAAAAAAAAAAAACCCUGUUGCUACAAGACAGUGCUAAUUUGCUUCUAUCUUGUUUUUUUCUGGAAGGCCCUCCCAUAGAUCCUGAUGAAGACUCUGACAACAGUGCAAUUUAUGUGCAAGGAUUAAAUGACAAUGUGACUCUUGAUGAUCUGGCAGACUUCUUUAAGCAGUGUGGGGUUGUUAAGAUGAACAAGAGAACUGGACAGCCCAUGAUCCACAUCUACCUGGACAAGGAAACAGGAAAGCCCAAAGGGGACGCCACAGUGUCCUAUGAAGACCCACCAACCGCCAAGGCUGCCGUGGAGUGGUUUGAUGGGAAAGAUUUCCAAGGAAGCAAACUUAAAGUCUCUCUUGCCCGAAAGAAGCCUCCCAUGAACAGCAUGCGGGGUGGCAUGCCGCCGCGUGAGGGCAGAGGAGUGCCGCCCCCGCUCCGCGGAGGUCCAGGUGGCCCGGGAGGGCCUGGGGGACCCAUGGGUCGCAUGGGAGGCCGUGGAGGAGACAGAGGAGGCUUCCCCUCAAGAGGACCCCGGGGCUCCCGAGGGAACCCCUCUGGAGGAGGGAAUGUCCAGCACCGAGCAGGAGACUGGCAGUGUCCCAAUCCGGGCUGUGGAAACCAGAACUUCGCCUGGAGAACAGAAUGCAACCAGUGUAAGGCCCCAAAGCCUGAGGGCUUCCUCCCGCCACCCUUCCCACCUCCGGGUGGUGACCGUGGCCGAGGUGGCCCUGGUGGCAUGCGAGGAGGCAGAGGUGGCCUCAUGGACCGCGGUGGUCCUGGCGGAAUGUUCAGAGGUGGCCGUGGUGGAGACAGAGGUGGCUUCCGUGGUGGCCGUGGCAUGGACCGAGGUGGCUUUGGCGGAGGAAGGCGAGGUGGUCCAGGGGGGCCCCCCGGACCUUUGAUGGAACAGAUGGGAGAAAGAGGCGGACGUGGAGGACCCGGGAAGAUGGAUAAAGGUGAGCACCGCCAGGAGCGCAGAGACCGGCCCUACUAGACACACCCCGCAGAGCUGCAGUGACUACCAGAUUUAUUUUUUAAACCAGAAAAUGUUUUAAAUUUAUAAUUCCGUAUUUAUAAUGUUGGCCCCAACAUUAUGAUUGUUCC